GUUUUAAUACUUUCAACACUACUAUAUAACAAAUAAUUUGAGGUAUGGCACGUGUUGAAAGUAUGUCGUGGCAAUAAGUUGAAAAGCGAUACACACACAAGCGAUACACAGUUACUAGAGGAGUGUUCUAUCCUUGAUAGCCCUCUUCCCCUUCAAACCAAAACUAUCAAAGGGUAUCUGACCCAUAAGUCAGAACUCUUCCGAACACAGAGGGUACAAGGACCUACAUAGCUGCUCCCAACAUCAUACAAAAUGAUUGUUGUAACCACUGUCAGGAGGGAGUUAAUCCUGACUACAGAGUUCAGUGUUAUGACUGUAAAAACUAUUUCCAUGCGGUAGGCUGCACAGAUGAUUCCUAUUGUGUUAGUGCCCCAUCUAGCUUCACUUCCCAUUUGGGACCAGCUGUUUCUAACACCAAGUCCUAUGAGAAAAGAUUUGGCAGAUUCUUGUUCUUUUGUAACCAUUGUAUUACAGUUAAAGAGGAGAUGACAGAGCAAAGCACAGGGGGAGCUACUAAUGUUUACGUUGACAGAAAGAUUGAGGAGUUAAAGCAGAAUUUUGCUGAAGAACUGUCCGGUGUAAAAGAGAUGCUUAAGGAAAUCUUGCCAAGUAAGCAAAACAAUGCUCUAGCAAAACCUCCAAUGACUCCCUGCAACCCAUGGGAUGAUUCUCAGAGGACUGAGAAACUUCGCAGCAUGAUUGUAAUUAAGAAUGAUCAGAGUGGCAAACCAAUCGAUAAAAGUAUGUUGGAAGAAAGCUGCAUCAAGAAUAAGAUUAGUAUUGUUAACACAAUGAAGCUCAAAUCUAAUGAUACUGCCGUUAUUCUUAACUCUAGGUCUGAGGCAGAAACAUUGCGUGAGAAGCUUAGCAAAGCUUCCCCCCAACAUAGUACAUCAACCGUAGCCACAAAGUUACCAAGAAUAACAGUUGUUGGUCUUGAGCGUGAUUACUUGAAGGAGGAAAUAAAGGAAAUGAUAGUUAGUCAAAACCAUGGAAUAGAUCUGCUCAUCAAUGAUCCAGGUACCAGUAUAGAAGACAAGAAAAUUGAUGUAGUAGCUAUAGUGCCCCUAAAGAAUGACCAGAACUCCUUCAAAGCUAUUGUUCGUGUCAGUAAUCUUGUACGAUCUGCAAUUGCUAAACAAGGUGAUAAGCUCUUUAUUGGAACUCAGAGAGUUUGCAAAGUCUAUGAUAGCUUCUUUGUCCUCAGAUGUUUUAACUGUCAAUCAUUUGGUCACCAUAGCAAAAGUCACCAAGGUCAUUGCAAAAGUGAACAUGUCUGUGGCUUUUGUGCAGGAGCACAUGAAACACGGACAUGUGAUCGCUCCGCUCCAUUGUGUUGUUCAAACUGCAAGAAAGCUGGUAAGCAUGGCAAUGAGCUUCUACAUGCAGCCUAUGAUCCUGUUUUGUGCCCCAUAUUCAAAGAUUUGCAGGAGAAAGUUAAAAAGACCACCCCUUUUUACCAAAGCCACAACACGGACAGAAAUCACUGAGCUGUCUGAAAUUCUUCCUUUUCAAUCCAUGGUCACUUGUUAACAAAGUAAACGAUAUUAUGUGCAACUUAUCAGACAAAAGCAUUGAUAUUGCUGCAUUCUGUGAAACUUGGCUAACAGAUGUUAACUGCCCCACCACUGCAAUUAUUAAGUCUUACGGUUACAGAAUCAUACAUAAUUUCAGGAAAGACAAAAAAGGUGGUGGAACUGCUUUGUUGUUUAGGGGAGAAUACUCAAUGUCUCAGUUCCAAUGCUCUGCUACUUUCUCUACAUUUGAGUACACAGCUGCAUCAAUCAAAACAGCAACAGGCACUAAGGUCAUGUUUGUCUCUUUGUAUCGACCUGGUUAUCUCUCCUCUAUCUUUCAUCAGGAACUUGAUUUACUUCUGUCAGCCAUCACCAUGAAGUGUGAUUGUCUCGUCAUUGCUGGGGACUUGAACAUUCAUUUUGAGAAUAAGAAUGACAAGCUUGUUAGGAAGACGCUUGACUUAUUUCUGUCUUACGGAUUUAAUCAUCAUGUUAAUGAACCAACCCAUGUUGCUGGUGGAUCACUAGACCAAAUCUUCUGCUUCUCUAUCAAGAAUCAGCUUCAAUGCAAGGUUUUGGUUGAUAGUGUGAAUAGGCAUGGAUCAGAUCAUUUUCCAGUCUAUUGUGACUUCUCUUUGGAAUUCGAAAAGAAAUAUUUUAAAGAUAUCACUUACAGAAAUUUGAAGACUGUGGAUGAUGACCAAUUUACCAGUGAUCUCUUCGAUAUAGUAAACUUGAUUGAUCUUGGGAAAAUUGGAACUACUGAUAUGAGUACAUCUGUUGCCAACUUGAACGACUUGUGUGCUGAACUCCUAGAUGAGCAUGCUCCAAUAGUCUCCAAGAAGGUAUCUGUUAUUGAUUCUGCACCUUGGUUUGAUAAUGAAUACAGGGACUACAGAAAGCUGAGAAGAAAAGCCGAGGCAAAAACUCGUAAACCAACAGCAACGCUUGAAGAUAAAAUCAUGUUUAGAGACAUCAGCUCAGAAUGUUCUAAAAUGGCUGAUCUGAAGAAGAAGGAGUACUUUAAGAAUAUGGUAGAAAACUCUAAAGGCAACCCAAGAACUUUGUGGCAGCUGGUCAAUAGAAAUUUAGACCGUAAACAAUCUAAUCCUCUGCCAGAUUACACAGAUGAUCUUCCAAAGCUAGCAGCAGACUUUAACGCCUACUUUACAUCUAAGAUUGAUAACAUUAGGAAAGAUAUGGAUCAUGAUCGGUUUACUCUUCCAUCAGACUCUUCUGCUGAAGCUCCCGAAUCCUACCACUGGUCUACCUUUGAACCUGUCACAUUAGAUGAGCUAAAGGAAAUCAUUGACGAGUUUGGUAUCAAAUGUUCACCUUCUGACAUCUUACCUACUACACUGCUUAAAGAGAACAUCAGCAUUCUGCUACCAUUACUUCUACAGAUUGUUAAUGCAUCCUUAUCUCAAGGUUCAAUGGACGGAGUCAAACUUGCUGAUAUUGUUCCCCUCCUGAAAAGUAACUCUCUUGAUCCUAAUGUCUUGAAAAACUUUCGCCCUGUCUCAAACCUCACUUUCCUUGGGAAGCUAAUCGAGAGAGUGGUGUUAAAGCGCCUAAACGAUCACUUAGAUAAGCAUAAUCUCCACUGCCCAGAACAGUCUGCAUACAAGAAGACCUUCAGCACAGAAACAUUAUUGAUCAGAAUAUGGAAUGAUCUUCUAGUUGCAUCAGAUGAAAAGAGUGCUACAGUUGUCAUGAUGCUUGACCUAUCGGCGGCGUUUGAUACUGUAGACCAUGAUGUCUUACUGAACAUUCUCAUGAAGGAGAUAGGACUAAGGGGCACUGUGUUAAAAUGGUUUACUAGCUUUCUAAAAGGUCGUGCUCAGAGAAUUCGACUUGGUUCUACUCUCUCUGAAGAAAUAGUUAUUAAGUUUGGUGUUCCUCAGGGCUCAGUUCUGGGACCUGUUCUGUUUAACCUUUAUAUCAGAUCCAUCUAUAGAUUUGUACAAGGAAUGGACUUCACAAUUUAUGGGUAUGCAGAUGACCACCAGAUCUUAAAGAGAUUUAAACCCAUCAACCAGUGCGAAACGUUACUCUCUAAGCUCAGGGGAUGCUUUGCAUCUAUUAGAGCUUGGAUGAAAAAAUACUUUCUAGCAAUGAAUGACAGUAAAACACAGAUAAUCGUUUUUGGUCCUAUGUCCGUCCUACAAGAGAUCAAUAUAAAGGGAGUGAAUUUUGGGAGUGACACAACUAUUCGAUUUGUGAGCACAGUUAAGAAUCUUGGGAUACAUAUGGACUCUGGGCUUACUAUGAGCAACCAUGUUGUUGAGUUGAAGAAGAAAUGUUUCCUAACACUACGCAACCUCACUAAGAUACGGUUUCUGCUGACUACAAAACAGCUUAAGACAAUUGUUAAUAGCCUCGUUGUUUCUUGUUUGGACUACUGUAACGCCAUGUUUUACGGCAUCUCCAAGUACCUCAUACAUCAACUACAGCUUAUUCAAAAUGCCUGUGCAAAAGCAGUAACUGGAAAAUAUAAAUUUGAUCACCUAGGCGACGAUCUUGAUAAAUUGCACUGGCUUAAUAUACCUAAAAGAGUGAUUUUUAAAAUAUGUCUCCUAUCUUUUAAGGCUAUUAAUGGAAUAGCGCCACUGUACCUUCAAGAUAUGUUUAAGUAUGCUCACCAUGGACACACUGUUAGGCUCAUAGUCCCUUAUCGUUCAACCAAGGGUUUUGGUGAUCGUAGUUUUAGUGUGGUUGGUCCACGAGUUUUUAAUGCACUACCAGACUCAGUUAAACAAUGUUAUUCUGUUGAGGCGUUUAAGUCCGCACUGAAGACCUAUUUGUUUACUUUAUCUGACACUGAGGUAGCAAAAAUGUUUUAUUAAUAAUUUUAACCCUCUCUUUGACUUAUCUAAAUUAUAUUAGCUUUUUGGAAGUUUUAUGAACGAAUUUAUACAUAGAACUUUAUUUUGCUUUUGAU
Bolinopsis microptera is the source of this 4458-nucleotide messenger RNA. RefSeq lists its product as uncharacterized. Lineage: Eukaryota; Metazoa; Ctenophora; Tentaculata; Lobata; Bolinopsidae. The record is from RefSeq and is a predicted model, not a curated record. The transcript has 2 exons. The coding region runs from base 486 to 1490 and encodes 334 amino acids.